UGACUGUGAUACUAACACUGUCUGGUGUUUUAUGGGAGAAACACAAGGCAAAUACAAUAAUGGUAGUACAUGUAUUUGUGUUUGCAUGUCACAGGGUCAUUAGUGACUUCCAGUCAAGUUUUCUCAGAGAAGUACCAGUAAAAAAAAAGAAAAAAGGGCAUAACACCAAGGUGGGGUUUGAUAUAAAAGCCGAAAUCACUGAAAGCCACCGCAGACCACACAGAAAAAGAUAGGGAGUUGGGUCCUCACCAGCUCAGAACAGAAGAUCAGGAUUCUCAGAGUGUCUGCUGUAGCUGUCAUCUGACCAUCGAUCUCAGCAUGAAACUCCUGUUUGUCUGCAGUAUGGUGCUAUGGGGCCUUACAAUAACUCAGUCUACAGACACCACAACAACAACUGAAACCGUGAAAACUGCAUUACCAACAACAACCACCGGGGGAGCAUCAACUAUGGCUACAGUUACAGCCAGCAUUGCAGUCACCACAGCUCCACAGAAAACAGAGUCAACAGCUAUGCGUACACUAGCUAGAAAAAUGGUUACAGAGAAUACAACCACAAGUGAGCAUGCAGAAAAUACAACCCUGGCAAAUGACACAGCUCAAGUUGAAACAAAAACAACAGCCAAAAGGACAUCUCAGAGAGCGGCAAGGAAAAGCAUUAAAGACACAACAAAUAUUACCAUGGCAAAUAUGACAGUCACAACUAUAGCUACAACAACCACAGCAAAUAUUACAGGCACACCAGACAACCCUGACCACAUGAUGACAACCUUUGCAGUCACUGGAGAACAGACUACAGACACCACAACAACCACCACAGCAGAAACCACAAGUGAGCCUGCAGAAAAAACAACCCUGGCAAAUGACACAGCUCAAGUUGAAACAAAAACAAUAGCCAAAAGGACAUCUCAUAGAGCGGCAAUGAAAAGCAUUAAAGAUACAACAAAUAUUACCAUGGCAAAUAUGACAGUCACAACUAUAGCUACAACAACCACAGCAAAUAUUACAGGCACACCAGACAACCCUGACCACAUGAUGACAACCUUUGCAGUCACUGGAGAACAGACUACAGACAAUACAACAACCACCACAGCAGAAACCACAAGUCAGCCUGCAAAAAAUACAACCCUAGCAAAUGACACAGCUCCAGUCGAAUCAAAAACAGCAGCCAAAAGCAUGACAAACAUUACAGCACAAACAUUACUGAACACAACCACAGAAGCGGACAACACCUCCGCUACUGCAAAGGCAACCAGUGAAAAAACCAUAGCACCAGAGACCGCCACUUCCACAGCCAUGACCACAACCCUGUCACUGGAGAACAGACUACAGACAACACAACAACCACCACAGCAGAAACCACAAGUCAGCCUGCAAAAAAUACAACCCUAG
Messenger RNA from Alosa sapidissima (American shad), 1389 nucleotides. Its product is annotated as mucin-5AC-like. The transcript is spliced from 3 exons. The record is from RefSeq and is a predicted model, not a curated record. Lineage: Eukaryota; Metazoa; Chordata; Actinopteri; Clupeiformes; Clupeidae. Bases 319 to 1389 code for a protein of 356 amino acids.